Papaver somniferum (opium poppy) is the source of this 1102-nucleotide messenger RNA. RefSeq names its product myb-related protein 315-like. The record is from RefSeq and is a predicted model, not a curated record. NCBI's taxonomy places the organism in Eukaryota, Viridiplantae, Streptophyta, Magnoliopsida, Ranunculales, Papaveraceae. The transcript is spliced from 3 exons. The coding region runs from base 129 to 1079 and encodes 316 amino acids.
UACUAUAUAUACCGUCUCUUCCAUCGGCUUACUGUUUAAUUUGAUCAAUAGUACUACUGUCAUUUUCGUGUCAGUCGUACGGUUAUUAAGUGAUUCGAUCAGCAGUACUAACUAGCUGGAUAUAUAGCAUGGGAAGACAACCUUGUUGUGAGAAGGUUGGAUUAAAGAGAGGUCCAUGGACUAUUGAGGAAGAUCAUAAACUCAUGCAUUUCAUUCUUAACAACGGCAUUCAUUGUUGGAGAACUGUUCCUAAACUUGCCGGUCUGAUGAGAUGUGGAAAGAGCUGCAGAUUAAGAUGGAUUAAUUAUCUUCGACCUGAUCUUAAACGAGGAGCAUUUACUGAUAUGGAAGAAAAUCAAAUGAUUCAACUUCAUUCGCGUCUUGGUAACAGAUGGUCGAAGAUUGCUGGACAUUUUCCCGGUCGAACAGACAAUGAAAUCAAGAACCAUUGGAAUACAAGAAUCAAGAAGAAGUUGAAACAACUAGGGCUAGACCCGGUUACUCAUAAGCCCAUUAAUAAUGAACUUAGUCAUGAAAAAUGUGAAGAAGUUGAUGAAGAACAUAACUCACAAUCUAAUGAUAAUACUGAAGUGGAUGAUCAAGAGCAAAGCUUUGAGCUCAAACCACAAAGUACUAGUAAUCCGGUACCAAAGGAAAUUCAAGUGAUGACAACACAGAACAGUAACGAAGACAUGCCGGGAUUAGAUAAUGGUCGUAACACAACAAACAAUAUUUUUCCAAGCCAGGAAAUGUGGUGGAAUAUUAAUUACGACGGGUUUGAUCAAACUAACAAUAUGGGAUCGUCAUCGGUAGACUCAUCAGUGUUAAAUCCUUCGUUUUCUUUGGAAGAUUCUUCCCUGAAUACUAAUAACAAUUAUAACCCUAAUUCAGUAGGGGAGUGUUCAUCUCAUAUGCAACAACAACAACUGCACCAGCAAAACCAACAACAACAACUAGAGUAUAUGUACUCUCAAACAUGGAUCGACAGUAAUGUAGAUGCAUUCCUUUCAUGGGAUGGUUUUCAUCAUUUUGAAGAAGUAAUGUUUCCUUGUUUUCAAAAAUCGCCCACAAUAAAUUAAUUACAAACUUUGUUAAUUAAUUU